Molecule: messenger RNA, 3137 nt
Organism: Diachasma alloeum
Lineage: Eukaryota; Metazoa; Arthropoda; Insecta; Hymenoptera; Braconidae
Exons: 2
Coding region: 805-2307 (500 amino acids)
Source: RefSeq, a predicted model, not a curated record
UUUCCAUUCUGAAUGGCUUGAAUUUAUAAGUGUCAAUCUUCGUGGCAUUGCAGUAGUGAAAUUUCUGGAAAAUAUGAAAAUUUAAAUAAUUACGCGGUGGAUAAUGUUUCCGGUGUGAACUCCAACCUUUACAUAGCUGUGGAGACAGAGAUUCUCUUCAUGGCUCUCUGGGUUUAGAAUUUUUUUUCAUCCUUCUUUUUUUUUAUCUUUUGAAGCUGGGAAAAAAGCCAACAGCUACUCGUGAUAAAAGUCUAGAACUAACAGUCUACAAACUGUAUAUACUUUAAAAAUGAAUUUACCCAUUGAAAUAACGUUAUUCUGAGGGAAAUCUCGAGAACAAACUGAAGUGUGUGUAUGUAAGCUACAAUUUGGAGUGUCGCUUAGAACUUGCCGCAAAUCCACUCUGUCGAAUACAAAUUAGUAGUGCUGAAAGCCACUUUACCGAGAAACUACGAUAAUCCAAGCAUGAAUUUUUAUUCAUUCCAGAAGGACUAUCUCACGAUCAGCACCAAGAGGGGACAAAGGGAAUACUCCAAUUGACAUUACGUGAUGCAGCACCUGACGCAAUUUCCAAUAUUAUCAUCUAAAAACUGAAUAUGAACUGAUAAAUUUCAAAAGUGCCAUUUCAUUGAUGGAUAAUAGAAGACAAAUGGAGGAACAAUCGAGGGAUUCUCCCCUUCCCCAAUGCUUAUAGUGAUAAAGCCCAACAAUAGUCCCUAGACCAACGUAAAAGAUGUAGGAAUUUCGACAAAUGGAAUUUUCAACGAAUUGCUAACUGCCGAUUUAAGGGAUAAACAGUGGAAAAUGGGAGCAAUCAAGCUCCUGCUCAGUAGUGUCGUCGUUUCCUUAUUUUUGAGUGGUUUAUCGAGAACAAUUGCUGCCUCAAAUACACAAGAGGGAAUGUGCAGUUCAUCGGCAUGCAAUUGUGAUUCUUACGGUCGACUCACCUGCAAUUGUGCAGAUCAAGUUGAGGAGUUGAUACUAACAUCAGACGGUGAUCAGCCCCUGAGUUCUUUCACCAAUUGGAUAACUAUCCGCAACUGUCCAUCAGUUAUUCUCAUGAAUUCAAGCCUCGCAAAAAUGACUAAUUUGAGAUCCAUCGAAUUGCUCGACAUCAACAACCUAACGCUAUUCACCGAGAGUUUUGAACUAUCACCAAAGACCAUGCGUACGAGUGUAUCCAUUAGAUCAUCGAGCAUCGAGGUACUGCCGAGCUACACAUUUCGCGGUGAUAUGGAAGCCAUAAGCUUUGAAAACGUCCAAAUAAAUCUCGUUAAUGCCUUUGCCUUUGCGAAUUUAGCUGGGACUGAAACAUUAAGACUAGAGGACUGUCGAUUUGAGAUAAUAGAGGAACAGGCAUUUAAGAAAUUUGAUGUCAACUAUCUUCAUAUUAUACGAGGAACACUUGGCUCAGAAGUUCCAAGCAGAGCAAUGAACGAUAUCGAAGUAUUCACAACAUUUCGGUUGGAUGGCGUUCAAAUGGGAUUAGUCAAGAGUUCAGCGUUUGUCAUAAAGAAACCAAAAACAGUAUCCAUUCAAAAUUGCAUAAUCGAGAGUUUAGAGGCCGGAGCAUUUGACAUUGCUGCGACGGGUGGUGUACACAUAAAGAAUAAUACAUUCAGAAAUCUAGUGACGGGUUCUUUCUUAGGAAUACGAGGGGAUCCUGAGGAUGCUGGAAUCAGGUCUAAUUCGAAUUACGACAUAACAUUUACGAAUAAUACUUUGGAUUACUUUGAAGAGGGCUCAGUGAUGUUUAAUCGAGACAGUUUUAAACCAGUUAUCGACAAUGUCUUUAUCAAUCGUACCUGUGACUGCAGUUAUUUGAAGCCAUGGACAAAUAAUGUGUUGAAUUACACAAUUUAUUCUCGGUUCUACCACUCAUUUUCGUCACAAUCUGCUCGAAAAACAACUUUUGAUCCAAUUGAAGAGGGGACAUUUUUGUGCGCCGAUGAUUCCUGGAAUUUUGUGAGUUUCACUGAAUUCGAGGGAAGAAAUUGUACACUGGGGAGCUCUAUAAUGUUCCUACUGUUGGGAGCUGUUGGCCUCAUCGUCAUACUAAUCAUUGGAAUUGGAAUGAUUAUCUGGUGCUGUAAGGAGCACGGUGGACACGAGAGAUGGAUGAGUGUACCAACAAGUGCGCCGGAUGUUGUUUCCCAGAAGAAUGGAGUGAUUGGAAGAAAUGGAUCGACACCGAGUGGCCCCGUUGACAGUAGAAUUACCAUGGUUGUUCCCGAUGGAAGACUCUACCGAGAGACUGAAUUUCACGUUAUUGUGGAAAAGGCAGAACCAUUGACCACUGAAUUGUAACGAGAGCCUUCGCGCUCCUCUGGAUCAGACAGUAAUUGGAAUGAGAUCCUCAAAGAGCGCGAAUUUCGUGUGUAUAAAUUGUGAAGUGAUACCUGUUUCAACUCAAGUUUAACAAACUACUCAGUGUACUCAGUGUAUGCAGAAUAAAUGCUUGGGUAUUUCAAAGACAUUUUUUUCAAAAUGAAAUUUAUAGUAUUAAAGCAAACGGAGGGGGAGGACGUGUCCGCAUAUCAAAUAUCGAUUGAUUCCGAACUCCUAUGUGUCAUAUAGAGAGAAGAUGGAUAUCAAAAUUUCCAAGUCUAGCUUUGUUCCAUGUUUCAAGUGAUGUAGUGUCUAGUUUUUUUUUAUAUUUAUGAAUACUGUAUUUCGUUGUCUGUAAAGAAAAAAAUUUUACCUGAUCCAAUCGAUUGAUUUGUGUUCAAAUUGUACCAAAAAGUGAUGAAUCGAAAAAUAUACUGGACAAUUGUGCCAUAAUUGAAACACAUACGAUUCCAAAAGAACAAAUCCCGUGAGAAUGCAAUGAUUAUUAUCAACUACGAAGGCAGUAAAAUUUAUCUCCAUUGAAAAGAAAUAAUAAAACAAGAACCUUGACCUCGUUCGUGAUGAAAUACGUGACGAGGAAGUAAUUAUCGCCAUCAAAAACUCGAUACCAAUUAACACAUUUCAAAUGAGAAAUAAAUAACUGUUGAAUUGUUUCUCGUAACGCAAUUGUUUAGUUCUAAUUAUCGUGAGACUGUGAUAUUACAGAACAGCCCAUCCUGUAAUAAUUUGUUUUACAUCGAAGCGCUCUCAAUCGACAAGAGUGAAUGAAUAAAAAUUCUACGCUGAUU